AUGCAAUAUCUCACGCAGAAAUUCAAGACAUUAUACAUUCCUCAGAAAAAUUUGAGUUUGGAUGAAGGCACAAUGCCAUGGCGUGGCCGUCUAGCUUUCAAGACUUAUAAUCCCAAUAAACAUGAUAAAUAUGGAAUAAAGCUCUACAUGCUAGCUGAAUCCAAGACUGGCUACAUCUUUGAUUUUGAAAUUUAUGCAGGAAUUGGGAAAACGACAAUUGAAGUGGUAAUGGGCUUGAUUGAACCAUUGAAGAACAACGGUUACCAUUUAUAUAUAGACAACUAUUAUAAUUUAGUUCGAUUGAGUGAAUUAUUGCUUGAAGUAGGGGUAUACACCUGUGGUACUAUCAGAAUGCUACAUGGUGCACCUAAAACCCUUCAGAUCAGUGCAAAGGGUGAAUUGCCGGUAGAUAAAACUGUAUUCAAACGGAAGGACAAUACUUUCAUAAUUUUGUGGAAAGAUAAGCGAGUUGUUUCACUCAUAACAACUUGCCACAAUGUAGAUACACAAGAAGUCAAACAUAGGAAACGAGUACGGAAUCGAGAUGGAACAUCUUCAGUGCAACAGGUCACUGUCAACAAGCCAAACACAAUCUGUGACUACAGUACAAACAUGAAAGGCGUUGAUCACUUAGACCAAAUGGUCAAAUAUUAUCACUUCACAAGGAAACAUCUCAAAUGGAUGAAGAAAAUGACCUUCUAUUUUUUGCAAAUGGCUAUCCACAAUGCUUAUGUGAUGUACAAAUACUACACAACAGAUAGAAGGAAACUCAUUACUUCAUUUACAGGAAGAAGUCAUUUCGGCACUACUGUUCUAUCAUCCUAG
This is a messenger RNA of Procambarus clarkii (red swamp crayfish), 825 nucleotides long. RefSeq names its product piggyBac transposable element-derived protein 4-like. The record is from RefSeq and is a predicted model, not a curated record. NCBI's taxonomy places the organism in Eukaryota, Metazoa, Arthropoda, Malacostraca, Decapoda, Cambaridae.